AAGAUGCCUGCGCCGGCACCAUUUCCCACUUUUGCUGCCUGAACAUCUCUGCAAUCAGCACUAUUUGCCCAAGGUAAUCAACUUAUCAUUGGCUUAAAAUGGCCACCAAGUACAUCAUCGGAUCGGUGGUAGCAUCCUUCGCCUUCGCCUACGUCUGCGGCGUCUACAUCGCCGACAGGAAGGUCCUUGGAGGCACGACUCCUCGGACCGUGGCGACGAACGAGUGGUGGCAGGAAACGGACAAGAAGUUCCAGGCGUGGCCUCGCACCGCCGGGCCGCCGGUCGCCAUGAACCCGAUCAGGCGACAGAACUUCGUCGUCAAGUCGUCGGAACAGUGAAGCCUUUCUACAAGGAGAAGAUGACAGUGCUGCCUGCGAUACCGAUCUGCACCUCCUGUUCAAAUUCCAAACACAACAGGCGAGCUGCGAGCACGCAUCUGAUGUUGUUUGCGAUGAUGUAGCGUACUGUAGUUUUGUGUUUCAGUAAGGAUGCAGCCCGUUACACGCAACGGUCAGAGUGCUAGCCAUGCGGCGAUUCCUACAUUUUUCUUCGAAUAUGGACAUGGCCGAAUGCCAAUUUAUAAUUUUUUUGAA
Phragmites australis (common reed) is the source of this 593-nucleotide messenger RNA. RefSeq lists its product as uncharacterized. The transcript is spliced from 3 exons. The record is from RefSeq and is a predicted model, not a curated record. Lineage: Eukaryota; Viridiplantae; Streptophyta; Magnoliopsida; Poales; Poaceae. The coding region runs from base 99 to 338 and encodes 79 amino acids.